AUGUCUGAAGUAAUGUUUAAGCGAAUAUUACUAGCGGUCUUACUAGUAUUGGGAGUAAGCUUACCCUCGACCUACGCACAAUGUUCUACGAACUUUGUCAACGGAACGGACUAUUUCCCUUCAAAAGUCACUUUUGACGGCGACUCUGACUUCCAAGUGACUUAUUAUAAUUCAUACAAGAUUGUCAACAAUACUCUUGCAAACGAGACAUACGUAUUGUAUUGUACUGCUUAUAGUCCAACAAAUAUCGGAGUUCCUUCUAAUGCAAAGUAUAUACAAGUGCCUGUGGUUAAGAGCAUUGCCGUUACCGAUAUUAGUGCUAUUGGGUUUUUGAAGGCAAUAGGCAUGGAGAAAAACGUAACUUAUGCCACGAAUCCAGAGAAUGUUACAGCUCCGUGCUUACAACAGUCAAUAAGUAACUUCACUGGGGCUAGCAACCAAAUCGGUGUCGUUUUUACGAACACGCCCGCGGCGGAUGGAAGUUACGUGACCCUUUCUUUAAGCGAUGAUAUGUCUCCGUUGCAGAAAGCAGAUCGUGUGAAACUUGUCUCCCUUUUCUUCGACAAGGAGGAUGAGGCCAACACAUAUUAUAACGCUACCCAAACCGCCUAUUCUUGCCAUGCUCAGAACGCCAAAAUUUCUUUACAAGAUAAGAACAAGAAAUCUAUUGCUUGGGUUGCGUAUGAUGGGAGUGCAUAUAACAUAAUUGCCGAUAGCUAUCACAUGAAUCUUACCCAAGAUGCAGGUGCCCUUCCCUUGACUACCAAGGCGACUUCGUAUACCAAUCUUAACGACUUCCAGACGGCCGUUUUUAAUGUUGAUUUCCUAAUUGACCUUACUUACUUUGAUCCGAAUCAGUUGACUUGGAGUAAUUGGCUGAAACUGUUUGGAUACGUCGAAAAUGAUGAUGACAAUACUCCCGAUUUCAUAAAUAAGAAAAGAGUCUAUCGUAUCGGAGGCUUACAAAAUCCAAGUGGACACGAGGAUUGGUUUGAAAAUGCUGAGGCAAUGCCGGAUAUUGUGUUAAAGGAUUUGAUUUCGAUACAGUAUCCAUUAUACGUAAAAAGCUAUAGGCCGACCUGGUUGCUGGAUUUUGCUGCCGCUGAGCCACCGACGAUCGUCAAUGCAACUGAUUGUGUCAGCGGACAGAGCCCUGACACUUGUACGAUUGGUGCAUUUAAUGUAGAAGAUGAUGGUGGUGACGACGGUGACAAUAACGGUGAUGACGGAAACGACAGUAAUGGGUCACAUGGCCUUGCUAUCGGGUUAGGUGUUGCUGGUGGAUUGCUUGCACUAGCUUCGAUUAGUGCUGGUGCAUUUAUUUUGAGAAAGAAGUAUAAGGAGAAAUUCUUUGAACUCAAAGAAGAACCGUCUGUGCAAUUGACAGAAGUUAAUGGAGAGAUUAGGCUGACGCAGAUUAAGCAGUGA
Molecule: messenger RNA, 1428 nt
Organism: Paraglomus occultum
Lineage: Eukaryota; Fungi; Glomeromycota; Glomeromycetes; Paraglomerales; Paraglomeraceae
Source: the annotation of a GenBank genome assembly